AUGGAAGGUAGCGCCCCUGUGCCAACCUCUGUCGCAAGCCAGCAACUGGAAGCACUCAAUGGCGUAGAAGAGGACAUCGCACAAUCCCUGCGGCUAGCAUCAGCCGCAAUGUCCUUACUCACUCUUCCUAUUCCCAUCCCCGAGGGGGAGGAGCAGCUACCGAACGAGAACCCCGAAGCGGAUCCCGAGGAAAGAGAGAGACGGCUAGAGGAAGUGCUGGAACAGUAUUUCCAGCUAAUCGACAACGUCCAUAUCAGCAUACGCACCACUUUGGCCACACUACGAGCUCAACGCGUCUCUCCUGCGUUGCUGAUGGACAGCACCGGACGAGAGCCGCCCACGUACGGCGCUAGCAUUCCCUCUGAGGACGAAGUACCCGGAGAGGAGAAAGACGAGGACAAGCUAGGGUUGUACGAGAAACGGAUGGCGAGAGACGCGUGGCAGCAUGUGGUGAAAGCGAUGGCAGAGCUGAGAUUGGCAAGACGCCGAGCACCAGAGUCAAACGGUGUUGUAGAACUCGAGGAGCAGCCUCCAUAA
Messenger RNA from Dacryopinax primogenitus, 537 nucleotides. RefSeq lists its product as uncharacterized. The transcript is spliced from 3 exons. The coding region runs from base 1 to 537 and encodes 178 amino acids. Gene Ontology annotation, biological process: regulation of transcription by RNA polymerase II. Gene Ontology annotation, molecular function: transcription coregulator activity. The record is from RefSeq and is a predicted model, not a curated record. NCBI's taxonomy places the organism in Eukaryota, Fungi, Basidiomycota, Dacrymycetes, Dacrymycetales, Dacrymycetaceae. Gene Ontology annotation, cellular component: mediator complex.